UUUACAAAAGAGAGAGGGAAUAAAGAAAACCUAACCCAGCCCCGCCGUGGAGAUUCACACCACGACGAGCUCGUCAUCGCCCAAAUCAUGUCUUCCUAAUCUGUGGAUUUCGCGGCUUACGCAAUCUGAAUCUGAAACCUAAAUUACUUACCCGGCGGACUAAUUUCACAGACCUCACGCCUGAAAUCCAAAAGCCGACCGCAUAAAGUCUCUCGCCUCGCCUCGACAGGUUCCGGCGAUCUUUCCUUCGCCUGAGAUCGCCGUGGUCGCGCUUUUUUUUUUUUAAACUAAUGAUGGCUGGAGGGCCAAAAGGUAAGAGGAAGACGCCCACUGAACUCAGAGGAGAACAACUGAAGCGGACUAGUUUCGUGGACCAAGCUAAAGAAUCUUUUGAUGCAUUACGCCCUUGCAAGAGUACUGAGAGGGAAAAUGGGCUCAAGAAACAAGACCUUUUGAGGAAUCCAAAAUACAUUGAGAUGCGUAUGGAUGAACUGUAUCCUGUCAAAAAGGCUCGCCCUUGGAUGCUCUCUGGCAAAGAAAACUUCAAGGAAACUGAUGCGAAAGAGCAAUCCAGCAGCCUAAUCAAUGUUUCUUUACUCUCAAAUGUUGCUGCCAUCAAAAGACAACAACUUAUUCGUGAGGACAAUAAUGCUUCUAGUGAAGUUUCUAAUGUUACUCACGUCCAAGCAAGUCAAACACCUGAGAGAUGUAGCCAGAGCAUAUUUCGCAGUGUCACAGAACUUUCAACCAGGGGUGAAGAGUUAUCCUGCUUGCCAGAUAUUGACAUGAACAAAGCACUGAAAGGACUUGCCACUUGUGAACCAUUGCCGGUUCAUCCUGGUGACAUAACAGGGAAAUCUGAUACUGCUUUACUAAGUGGACAUUUCAUGUCUGAGAUCCAUGUUCCUGGGCAAAAGAUUCCUCUGGACCUUUCCAUGAAGACGUAUGUUCGACUUGUCUCCUCUUCUCCAUUAAAUUGGUUACAUAGGUCAAUCAUGGGUAGCACUUACAAUGGUAUGCCACAGCUAAAGUCGCUGUCGUGUAGUAUGGUUAAUCAAGAUAACAGUAGUGGUUCUGGAUCAGCUGUGGUUUCCCAGGUGUUAAAUUCCAUGUCACUACACUCUUGGGUUCAUCCUCAGUCCACCUUGCCACCUUUUAUCAUUUCGGCUUUGGUAGCAUCUGGACAAGACAGAGGCGAAGUUGAUUUUCUACAAAAGCGACAAUUGGCAUGGGAAGAUGCUUUUCGAAGUCUAUAUUUUAUGUUUCGGAAGAAUCUUUGCAAAAUAUUUUAUGUUUGUACUUCACAGUUUGUGGCUAUGUUCACUGGAAGCUGUGAGUCAGGGGGUGUCAAACGCUCAUGCAAUGCCUAUAUCACUCAGUCAACUAGAAGAUUGAGAGCUAUUCUCAAAGACCUUGACGUCUGCUACUCUAUGCCUCUUUGCAAAACUAAAAUGGAUCAGACCACUGUUGAAGAUCUUGCUGAACUCUCAGAGAUUGAGAAUCAUAACCUUGGCCAGACUCGUCGUUUGCGUUCCGUCUCUAACACAGAUAAUACUCCAGAAUCUUUCUUGGCUUUUGAUGGAAAUGAGAACGUACAUGGAUUGUAUGAUCUUCUGUUAAAUUAUAGGUCUUCUUUGGAAUUUCUUCUCACCGCAGACGUUCCUGUAUUAUAUUCACCUGUACCAUUUCAAAAUGCUGCAGUGUCUUCUCCUGAGAUCAAGUGCACGGAGAUGGUAAAAACAGAUCAUACAAAUUGCUGCAUGGUCGAGAUUAAGGGCGAAUAUCUUCCGCCGUGGAUAAUUAGCAAGAUUUGUGCAAAUGUGGGUGCUAAUGGACAAAACUUUGAAGUUAGUUUUGUGACGGAGCCAACCUCGGUUAGCUUAAACAUGGGUCUACCACAAAUCCCUGAGAAAACCGAGCCUGAGUCUAGAGUCAUAGAAGGCACAGAAGAAGCAAACUAUGAUGAUGCACCUGGCAUCCCCGGAGCAGUGAUCUGCCCUCAGCUUCGAUCAGGCCAUCUAAAGAGCUUGAAGUAUCGCAACAAGUCUUACACUGUUUUGCUGUCUCCCUCGUGAUCUGUAUUUGCUUUGGUUUCCUCUCUUUUUCCAGGUUUUCAUCGUUAAAUGUAUGACCCUAGAAUCAAAUAAUCAACCCAAUGUUAAUUUUAAAAUUCGCAAUUUGGCUGGACAUAUCAGGAAACAUAUU
Eutrema salsugineum is the source of this 2205-nucleotide messenger RNA. RefSeq names its product protein downstream neighbor of Son. The record is from RefSeq and is a predicted model, not a curated record. Bases 291 to 2075 code for a protein of 594 amino acids. The transcript is spliced from 14 exons. Gene Ontology annotation, cellular component: nucleus. Gene Ontology annotation, biological process: nuclear DNA replication. NCBI's taxonomy places the organism in Eukaryota, Viridiplantae, Streptophyta, Magnoliopsida, Brassicales, Brassicaceae.